GCAUUGCAUUCUAUACCCCAUUAGCUUCUAGUACUGUUCACUGUUCUGUUAAGUAUUUUUUCCUCUCCACCAAACCAUCAUUAAAGGAACAUUUGCAGAAAAGCAGUUGUGUCUCCAACUUGCAACCCAAGUAUUCCUCCUGAUUCACCUUAACACUAUUAUAUAGCCUAUCGGCUACCUGGGUUUUAAAACGACAGUAACGACUUCCCGAAGAGAUAUCCUUUUUUUUUUGUCGUCAUGGAAUUCACCGCUGGCCAAAGCUCCAAGGUGGAGCGCGACAAAUAUUCGCCGAUGAAGUCAGAAACUCCUUCAAGAUCUAGUCCAAAGACAAGCAGUAGACGCUCGAGUCGUUCGGAUGACAAUUCAAAUAAAGCGCCUGUUAAGGAAUCUCAAAACCAGCAAAGUGUGAAAAAUCCAAAUCCUAUGACACAUCCAAGUUCAAGUUCUGUAGCCAAAAAAAGAAAACGACGUACAGUCAUAAAAAAUGUUGAUUAUUGUUCCGCAUGCGGUGGUCGCGGUUUGUUCCUUUGUUGCGAAUCUUGUCCCAGAAGUUUUCAUUUGUCCUGCUUGGAUCCGCCGAUCACAGAAGACGAAAUUCCAGAUGGAUCCUGGUACUGUACUUCAUGUUCUAUGACUCAGCAUGUACCUCCAAAACAGCCUCUUGGUUUAUGGUCCCAGCUUUUCGACUGGGUUGAUUCGGCAAAUGUUUCCCAAUAUAACUUACCCGAUGCAGUAAUUCAUCAUUUUCAUGGGUUAAGUCGAGAUUCGGUUGGCAAAUAUGAAGAGCAAGAGGACAUUUCUUUAGACACAUCAUCUUCUCUUUCGAAAGACUCCUCUAUCACUGCAUUGGCUUACUGUGGUCACUGUAGUAAACCUUCUUUAGGUGCUUGCAAGGUUUUUGGAUGUCAAGUUUGUGACACGUUCUACCAUUCCGGAUGUUUUAAACAUGCGAAAGCUUGCCGCCAUGAAGUUGCUAGCAAGCAUGGGCUUCGCAUGCCUCAAAAUGCCGUUGUUGUACGUACACCCGCUUUACCUGACAAAACCGUGCCUUCUGAUACUCCCACCUUGGUGUCAGGUUGGCAGCUUGCUGUUAAAGAAGAUAUAUCUAAUGAUGACUACGUAAACUUUCCAAGACUGCCGGUCAGUUGUCUAUACAAGGUCUCAGUUGAUGGUCUCAUUAAGGACUUCCUUUAUACAGUCCAGCAGCAAAACAAAAGUACAGGAGAGCUUCGUGAGAUGGAUGAGAUUCAGCCUACCGUAAAGAGUACGUUAAUGGCAAGACGAAACCACCCAAAAUUGCCCCAGACCCUUAGAGAAAUGUUCCUGCAUUCCCAAUGAGAGGCUUCAACUUCUUGAACUAAACUAUUUACUUGGUAUUAGGUAUACAAGUUUAACUCAUAAUACUUUGCUUGAACGCUAUACUUAAUGAAUCUGUACAUUAUCCAAUUAUUUUUCGGGCAAGAUUUCACUUUUAAGAUUUUUAUUAUAUGUCUACAUAAUAUUGAUAGCUCAUUCUAGUGUAUUUUAAAAUAAAAAGAUAUAUCGAAAACAAAGC
Molecule: messenger RNA, 1555 nt
Organism: Schizosaccharomyces octosporus yFS286
Lineage: Eukaryota; Fungi; Ascomycota; Schizosaccharomycetes; Schizosaccharomycetales; Schizosaccharomycetaceae
Product: Clr6 histone deacetylase associated PHD protein- 1 Cph1
Exons: 1
Coding region: 238-1338 (366 amino acids)
Biological process (GO): regulation of transcription by RNA polymerase II
Cellular component (GO): Rpd3S complex
Source: RefSeq, a predicted model, not a curated record